Messenger RNA from Verticillium alfalfae VaMs.102, 870 nucleotides. RefSeq lists its product as hypothetical. The transcript is spliced from 2 exons. The record is from RefSeq and is a predicted model, not a curated record. Bases 1 to 870 code for a protein of 289 amino acids. NCBI's taxonomy places the organism in Eukaryota, Fungi, Ascomycota, Sordariomycetes, Glomerellales, Plectosphaerellaceae.
AUGAGGACUUCGCCACCUAGUUUGCCGUCUGCUUCGUCUGGCCGGGCUUCCUAUCCUAUGCAGGUCGCCGAGGCCGUCAAGUCGCGGCGCCGUGCAUCUUCGACAGCUCAAAAACCCGCCGCCAAGGAGGCCUUCACACUACCCCCACCACCGACUAGGUCACGAAAGAUCAUCCAGAUGAAACCGAAGCAGGAGGAGCCCGAAGAGGAUUCACCAUCCGCCAAAAACACCACAGCUUCAAAGGCCGCAGCAUCAAAUGGGACUGCGGCGGCGACGCUUUCCAUUGAGUAUGUCAGAUAUCUCGAGGACUGUGUGUCCAAACUCAAGGAGCAACGAGAGGCGCCCGAUAUGCAGACGCCUACCGAAGGUGGCCGUGACUUGUGGGCAUCCAUUCCCCAAUUUGCCCCAACGUACCGUGAAGACCCUUCCGGCGAUGUUGAAAUGACCGGCUCUGAAGCCGCGUCGCCUCCGUUUGCUGCCCAGCCGUCCCGCUCGCAUCAACCGUCCGUGUCGCCUGCCCUGCUAGCCGAAGACGCGAGGAACCGGAACCACUCGUACUCGUCCACGUCUACCGACCACAGGCACUACAGCUACAGCGCCUCCUCGGCCACCACAUCACCGGCGUUCGGCCCCCAAAUGUGCGACUACGGUCGCGCGGGUGGACCCUUGCAGCCACCAUCGGCGCUGACGAGCCCCGCCCUUGCGCCGCAAAGGGAGCACCGUGACCUGGAUCAGGAGGCGACGGCCGCCCUGCUCAUGCUUAACAGCGACCGUCGGGGCACUGUCGGGAGUGGACAUGGUCGCAGCAGUGCCACGGAAAGCCAGGGCACGGGGCGUGGCAUGUCGGUGCGGGACCUCCUCAGCGCAUGA